GGGCCGUGUUAAGUCUAACAGUUGCAACGGCUAACAUGCGGGUUGUUUGUCGCUUGUUAUAUCCUGGUUUUAGACUGGAAAUGUAGUCGUAAAUAAGGAAGAGUAACCUUCAUUUGACAUAACGUUAGCUGGUAUGCUUAGCUAGCUCCUACUGCCACUUCUAAAUACUGGUAACGUUAACGGUCUGCUGUGUUAACUGCAUUUAUAUCUGUAUUGCUUCCAUCUCUUCAACACUCGUUUGAUCUAUAUUGUAGGUGGUAAAUGGCGUCUGCAAAUGCCACAUACGGACAGAAGGAGUCCUCGGACCAGAACUUUGAUUACAUGUUUAAAAUCCUCAUCAUUGGCAACAGCAGCGUAGGAAAGACUUCCUUCCUUUUCCGCUAUGCAGACGACUCCUUCACGCCAGCCUUUGUCAGCACAGUGGGCAUCGACUUCAAGGUGAAGACCAUCUACAGGAACGACAAGAGGAUAAAGCUGCAGAUAUGGGACACUGCUGGCCAGGAGCGCUACAGGACGAUCACCACAGCUUACUACAGGGGAGCCAUGGGCUUCAUCCUCAUGUAUGACAUCACCAACGAGGAUUCCUUCAACGCCGUUCAGGACUGGUCGACCCAGAUCAAGACGUACUCAUGGGACAAUGCCCAGGUCCUCCUGGUGGGGAACAAGUGUGACAUGGAGGAUGAGCGGGUGGUGGCCUCAGACAGGGGCCGGCAGCUGUCAGAACAGCUGGGUUUUGAGCACUUUGAAGCGAGCGCUAAAGAUAACAUCAACGUGAAGCAGACCUUCGAGCGGCUGGUGGACAUCAUCUGUGAGAGGAUGUCCGAGAGUCUGGACAACAACGACCCGGCUGUCACCGGCAAUAAACAGGGGCCCCAGCUCACCGAGCAGCCUCAGAGGUCCCAUCAGGAUUGUGCUUGCUAGACUUGACUACACAAACACAAGGUGUGUGUCCUAAAAUCCACACACCUUCUUUUUUUUUUUUUUUUUUUUUUUUAGGUUUGUCUCUCACUUUCUUUUUCUUUCUCAAAG
This is a messenger RNA of Sander lucioperca (pikeperch), 1029 nucleotides long. RefSeq names its product RAB3A, member RAS oncogene family, a (gene rab3aa). Gene Ontology annotation, cellular component: axon; plasma membrane; synaptic vesicle membrane. NCBI's taxonomy places the organism in Eukaryota, Metazoa, Chordata, Actinopteri, Perciformes, Percidae. The transcript is spliced from 5 exons. The coding region runs from base 262 to 921 and encodes 219 amino acids. Gene Ontology annotation, biological process: axonogenesis; protein secretion; regulation of synaptic vesicle fusion to presynaptic active zone membrane. Gene Ontology annotation, molecular function: GTPase activity; GTP binding. The record is from RefSeq and is a predicted model, not a curated record.